This is a messenger RNA of Frankliniella occidentalis (western flower thrips), 1982 nucleotides long. RefSeq lists its product as uncharacterized. Bases 340 to 1014 code for a protein of 224 amino acids. The transcript has 4 exons. Lineage: Eukaryota; Metazoa; Arthropoda; Insecta; Thysanoptera; Thripidae. The record is from RefSeq and is a predicted model, not a curated record.
AUUCAGGAUGGUCCAAGUUAUGUUCAUGCGUAGAGACGAGUUUCUCGCAAAUUUUCUAAGUUUCGAUCAAAAUUUCGAACUUUGUAUGUUGAUUUGUCUGGACGUUUCAGAAAAUUCUGAACAGAAUGGCACAAGAUGGUAAAACACUUUUUUUUUUUGAAUGCAUACCCAAGCUCAGGACUUAGCCGUUUUCCCAUCGUCUCCCCCCCCCUCUCCCCACCCUUCCUCCACCUCGUCUACGUCACGCAACGAGCGACUCGAAGUGCGAGGAGAGAAAGCCUAUAAUAGGUGUACUUGUUAGUUUUCCUGAAUUAGAAGUGAACAAAUUUAAGUUGCGGUAUGGACGCGGAUCAAAGUAGACACCUACCAGAUAUGAUCUGUGAUGAUGACACUAACUUUAAAGAUAUGUACGUCAUCGUGUUUUUCCCCGACGAAAUGCCUGUGGAUAACAUAGAAUUGUUUUGGGUUGUUCCUUUCACUCGUUUGAAACAAGCUGAGAAUUUAGCCAGGGAUUGGGCUAAAAACAUUAUAAAACCAGUCUGUGGGGCAGCAGUCACUGUGUUUCAUGUGGAAGACAGCAUUCCUGUCGACACUUCUGCUGAUCCGUUGGGGUUAAAAAACUGUCUUAGGUGUCGAGAAAAACCCUCCAACAAGGUCAGAGAGGGUAUUGCUGUGUGGGGUCCAGGAGAAAGUCUGGAUAUAACACUGAGGACAUUUGUGCACUUCCUCCAUUUGGGUCGAUGGACAAGCCACAGAAAACAACUCCACAACAGCUUCGUAGAUGGAAGACAUUUGCCUUUCACAUCCUCAGCAGCCGUGGUUAAAAGCGUUCAGAGCAUCGACCAGCCUAGGACUCGACCUCCGUCACAAUCAGGGAGACAAAGGCAUCACACUGCAACAUUCUCCAAUGGUGCAAAGUUCAAAGGGAAACGGUGUGCACAGAGAAAGCCAGUGUUGCAAAUUACGAGUACUGGCUGGAUCCAAGCUCUGGGAUCGAAACGGCUAAAACAUUGAUAGUCAGUAAAUUUUAUUUCAUGUAUAGAGGAAGUAGUUCCUUUUUGAUUAAGCUUCUUUGAAUGAAGUAAUAAUGCAUUCUUUUUAUUGGUUGUUGGACUGUUAAAAUAUCCCUUAGGGUGCUCCAACAAUAAAUGUCUUGUACUUAGCUGGCUUUCUGGACAGAAAUCUCGGAGACAAAGUGGAAUUAUUGUUGAGGUUUAAGUUAUUAAUUUAGGGGAAGUGUUUUACUAUUUAAUAAAGCCCAACUGGCAAACAAUAAUACAAAUUUGAUUGGCUGUGGUUGCCAAUUUAUGGUUUUAGCUUAACUAACUAAGUAAAACAUUUUUAUUAUUUCAAGACAAAUAUAUUAUUGGUCAUCCGUUGGGCUCUAUUACAUAGUGUUACACUUCCCCUUUCUAAAUAACUCAAACCCCAACAAUAAUUCUAGCUUGUCUCUGAGAUUUCUGUCUAGAAUUCCAACUAAGAACAAGUGGGGGCACCUGCUUUAUGCACGAUAGUAGCAUUCUUGUUUCUUUUAUUUCAUAACUAGUUGACCAGGUGUUACUUACAUUUUAUCAUGGCACAAGUUGAAUUUGAAGUCAACACGUUAGUACUAAAAGCUAAAUUAGAAAUAUUACGUUUUAAAUUUUUAUGUAUUUUUUUACAAGAAAUUACUUUUAACAUGUAGAAGUGUAUUGUAUAAUUUUGUAUAUUUUGUGAAGUUAGCUUUUAAAACGUCUGCUUCUCUAUGCUGUGCAAGAACUAAGCCCAGAAGAAUGAUGCAGAAUAUGUAACAUAAAUUCUACUUUUGGCUGUUGUUGGAAGAGUGUUUGGAGACCACAUCAUCUGUGAGUGAACAUGCAUUAAGGAACUAAUUUCCUUUUGGUUAAUAUUCUGUAAAUGAAUUGUAAUGAGUUCUACAUUUUACAUGCAUUGGGUGCUGAAUAAAUAUUCAAAAUAAAGAACUACUUGCUAUGAAUUUAAAA